GCGUCUCACCGUCGCCUCCACUUUGCUCGAAUUAUGUUGAUCUGAAAAAGCCUUGCGUGUCAUUCAUCUUUGAAAACAGUUUUAAAACUCAAAGUAGAUUACGAAAAGUAAUGAUGGAGAGAGUUGAUCCAAACAAAUUUUAUUUGUAGCCAUCAAAUGCAAUCUCUUAGCUCAGAGCUCUGCGAUCCUGUAGGACACUGUGACACUUGAACUCUUCACAUUUCUAUGUAAAGGAAUGCAGAAUGGGAAUUUGCAUCACUGAAGUUAUUGUGGACUUAGGAAAAACGUACCGAAACGCGAGGAAGCGCCGCGGCAUGGUGAUAAUUUUCAUUUUAGCACUGGGUUCGUUCUUCUUAUGGAUGGAAACCGAAUAUCUCAUGAAAGAAAGCGAUUCUGCCCAGGACCCGUUCUUUCACUUGCGUGGGAGGAAAGUUGAUGGCACCAUUUCACAUCACUUCGUUUCGAAGGCAUUCAGCAAAAUCCAGACGGACUCCGCCAGCCUGAAAUGUCAGCCGCUAUUUAAUAUUAUGUACCUGAAAACUCACAAGUGUGCGUCUUCGACGAUGCAGAACAUCCUCUUCAGGUAUGCCUGCACUCACAACCAGAGACACGAAACUAUAACCUGUGGCCAGUUCUCCGACGCAGAGUUGACUGGAAAGGUCAAAGCGGAUCAUGAAAUGGCUUUGGGAAAAUCAAGUGACGAGCAAGUUAAUGGUUCACAUCUUGCCAGCCGUUGGAGAGAAGAAGACCCGAUUUUUGUCGCUGUUCCAUAUGAGGGCGUCUAUGCUGGCAGUCCAGCCCGAUUCAGGGCAGAAAUUUUGCAAUAUCCGAAAUGGCUACUGCCUCCGUCUGGUAUGGUGAACAUGUUUGGUUUGCACACGAGGAUGGACGCUUACGAACUACAGAAGAUCCUUCACAGGGACUCACUCUGGUUCACCGUUUUGAGACAUCCUAUCCAACUGUACACGUCUUUGUUCACUUAUUUCAAGAUAAACGGAGUAGUUGGAGGUUCCCUAAACCAUUUUCUGAAGAGGCCUCUGAGUGAGAUGAGAACAGCAAAACGACUCAACGGGAAUUUCGGGGCUAAUCAGAUGACUUUUGAUCUGGGAUACGAUCCUGACGUGUUCUAUGAUGAUGAUAAAAUUGACGACAUGAUCAGAGAUGUAGAAGAUACUUUCGACUUAGUCCUGAUCGCGGAGAGACUAGACGAGUCCCUGAUCCUUUUAGGCCACGCCCUUUGCUGGUCUCUAGAUGACUUGGUCUCCCUUAGCAAGAAUGUCAGGUCGACGAGGCAAUCUCUGACUUCGGAAGAGCAGACUAAAUUAGAGGAGCUAAACUACUCAGACAUGAGACUGUACCGCCACUUUUCCAGCCAGUUCGAGGAGCUGACGCAGCGCUACGGAAAGAAGAAGCUGGAGGAAGAGGUGGCGGCUCUCAGGGCUGAGCGGCAAAGGGUCGAGAGUUACUGCGUCGAGAGUAAGGUGGCAGGACACCACAAAAGCGCUUCCAUCAAAGAAUAUUCAGCUGACGUCUUUGGCUUCAAGCUGUCUCAUCCGGAAGACCCCUUAUGCAGAGCCUUAGCUUGGAAUAGCAAACACUACAUCUCCUAUUUCAGGGAUCUCAUGAAGAAGAGAUUCGGCCAGCGACAGGCUGGCCCUUCCUUAUGAUGUCGGCCAGAGAAACCAGGGAAUAUUUAAUUUCAUAAUGCAGCCCCCCAUCCCAAGAGCAGAGCCAAUGAAUACUUAUUUUCAUACU
Molecule: messenger RNA, 1755 nt
Organism: Macrobrachium nipponense
Lineage: Eukaryota; Metazoa; Arthropoda; Malacostraca; Decapoda; Palaemonidae
Product: galactose-3-O-sulfotransferase 2-like
Exons: 8
Coding region: 243-1667 (474 amino acids)
Biological process (GO): glycolipid biosynthetic process
Cellular component (GO): membrane
Molecular function (GO): galactosylceramide sulfotransferase activity
Source: RefSeq, a predicted model, not a curated record